AUGUCUGUUCGUGAUGAUAAUACCGAAACAUCAUCCAAAUUAUCUGAUUUUAAUAAAAAUACAAAAUUUAAUGAUACUCGAGAAGGUAUGAAUCUUAGAAGUUGGGUCUGGCAGUACUUUGAUCAUAUGUAUAUUGAUAACGUGAGACAUGCGAUUUGUAAGGUUGAGAAGGUAGAGGGAAAAAAGUGCGGUACAAAAUACAGGGUUAACACGUCAACAAGUAAUUGCUCUGCUCAUCUUUUAAGCGCUCAUGGGAUCACUGAAGAUCAAGUUAAAAAUAAAAAUAAUAUAGAAUUAAUUAACCUACCCCAUAAUGAGUCACGUCAACUUCAAUUGUGUCAUUUUCUUACAAAUUGGAUUAUAACUGAUUCGCAACCUUUUACUGUUCUUGAAAACCCAGCUUUUAGAAAAUUCAUAACAGGGUUAGAUCCAAAAUUUCAAAUUCCAUGUAUCAAAUACAUAAAAAAACUUAUGCAUCUUGCGUAUAAUCAUUCAUAUAAAUUAAUCAUGGAGAAAGUAAAAAAUGAUUCGAUUUCUAUAUCUUUAACAUGUGAUUUGUGGACGAGUAAAAAUAGACAAGGGUAUUUAGGUAUAACAUGUUCGUAUAUAGAUAAUGAAUUUAGAUUUCAUGAAAUCACACUUUCUAUUGAACACAUUCGUUAUCCACAUACUGCUGAGAACAUUAGUGAUUCUAUUCUCCCAUUGUUGGAUGAAUUAGAGUUACGUAAUAAGGUUUUUACAAUAACUACCGAUAACGGAAAGAACAUGCAAAAGGCUGUCAAAAGAUUAAAACAAUCUGCAGAAAAAAUAACUUGGCAACCCUGUGCAGCACAUACCCUUCAAUUAGUAAUAGGAAAAGGAUUAGAACCGGUUAAGAUCUUGAUUGGUCGUGUUAAACGCUUGAUUGAUUUUUUUUUAAGGCCAAAACAAUCCGAGCGUUUGAAAAACAUACAAAAUAGAUAUACAAAAUCAAGCGAGAAUACUAAGAAGACUUCGACAUAUUUAAGACAUAUAAUUGCAGACGUACCAACUCGCUGGAAUUCCAGUUACUUGGCAUGGUGUCGUCUUUUAGAAUUAGAAAAUUAUAUUCGUAUACUGGAAGUUGAUUUGGCUAAUGAUUCAAAUCUUGAUUCUAAAAAGGAUUCCAAGUAUCUAACUAAAAUAAUGUUAACAAAAGAUGAAUGGGUUUUACUUCAUAACUUGAUUCCAUUAUUAGGACCAUUUGAAGAAGCAACUAGAUACCUCGGUGGUAGCAAUUAUGUUACUUAUAGUAUAAUGAAUCCUAUAAUGAUACGUAUUAUUGAUAUACUCAAACCUGUAUCUAUAUCAUCCGAGGAAAUAAAUGUUGAAAGUAUUAAUGAUAUUUUUGUAGAGCUUGAAAUUUGUGAGAAAGAUGAUCUACAUAAAAAAAUAGACUUAGAUAAACCCUUACAAACAUCUGGAGUUUUGGAAAAGGUUAAAGAAACAUUAUAUCGUGCCAUGCACUAUUAUUGGAAAAAAGAUAAUACCAAAUCCUAUUUACCUUCCAUCCUUGAUCCUCGUGUUAAAAAAUUUGAUUUUGCACCUGAAAAAUCUAAGCAGAUUCAGGAAUUAUUAAGAAUCAAAUAUAAUGAAACACGUGAUAGUUCAAUAACGAUAUCUACUAUUAAUACUUCAUCCACUUCUUAUUUUCAUAAUACUACUGUUUCUCUUUUUUAUAAGCCAACACUUUUGAAUAUCUUUAACAAUCCUUCACCUCUUAAUUUACAGAGUGAAUUAGAUGAUUACCUUGCGAAUAGUUCGCGGCUAUGA
Molecule: messenger RNA, 1791 nt
Organism: Scutellospora calospora
Lineage: Eukaryota; Fungi; Glomeromycota; Glomeromycetes; Diversisporales; Gigasporaceae
Source: the annotation of a GenBank genome assembly